GCUGCAGCGUGGCGUGACGUCACGGGUUGAGGCGAGUUGAGUCGUGGUUAUUCGUGGCGAGAGGGCGCGGGCGGUGGCCCAGUCGUCCCGCGACUGCCGCCGCCGCUGAGCCCCUGCCCCGAAGCACCCGCACUCUCCGCCAUGGCCUACACUUGGGACAACAGGGUGGCGUUCGUUGUCAGAUAUCUCUACGAUAUCGACAACAACGGCUACUUGGACGCCCAUGACUUCCAGUGUCUGGCCCUCCGCGCAUGCGUACUGGAGGGCAAGGGCGACUGCAGCGCCGCGCGCCUGCAGAAGUCCCAACACAUCAUGAUGAGCCUCUGGGAGGAAAUAGCCCAGCUCGCUGACUUCGACAAGGUUCCAGACUAUGAUGGCAUGAUCUCCGUGGAUGAGUUCAAGCAAGCGGUCAAAAACAGCUGUGUGGGCAAGAAGUACGAAGACUUCCCUCAAGCCAUGCGCGCGUUCAUUGAGGCCAACUUCCGGAUGAUCGAUAUCAACUCAGAUGGAGUGAUGGGAGUCGAGGAGUACCGGUACGACUGCGUGCAGAGGAUGGUUGUGGAAGAGAUCAAGGUCAUCGAUGACGCCUUCAAUUCCUUGUUGAACGAUGACGACAGGAAGUUGGGAGGUCUGACGCUGUCCAGGUACCAGGAGCUGUUCGCGCUCUUCCUCGGAGACACCAGCGAAGACUGUCCCGCCAAACACCUCUUCGGGCCCUUAGAACUUUAACUACCAUCCCAGUUCUAACUAUUAAAUAAAUAUAAACACGUGACCUGACACACCUAUUCUAAAAGCUGUAGAAGAGACCGUGCAUGAAACAAAUGAAGAUUAAGAGUCAGCUGGAAAAGACAAAACUUAUAAAUUAACAAAGGAAUCUUUUAUUUUCCGUGCUUUUAUCAAGACGAGGCUGAAACGUCACACGACAUGUUUGAAUGUUUAUUUAAAUAAACGCGACUCGCGCCAAUAAUAAGCAAGAUGUCGCCAAAAAUAUACCAUCCGCCUCGAUACAGUUCGGGAGUAGAAGAUGUAACAUUGUGUACCUCGGAAUAUUAAAUUUAUUUAAUGAUUUAAGUAUUUAUUGUAUGUAUUUAUUAUGUAUUUUUAUGAAUAUAUUUAUAGAUUUAAUAAAAAAUAUAUGUAUUUACUACAAAAUAUAUGUUUUACCUAUAUAGAUUUCUUACGCUAGUGAAUAUAACUUGUGUGUAAAUUAUCUUACUUAUUAUUAUGUUAUUACUUUUUCUUGUAUUUAAAUAUAAGUUUAUUAUAAUCAUGUUCUUUAAAUUAAGUUUUUCAACAAACUUGUUGAAGGUUUUGUGAGUUUUUCAGGAAUGUUGAAACCCCUUAUCGUGUUUACUAUUUUAAUGCUCUUUGAUGUGGUAUCAUUAUAAUUAUUGUAACAAGCAAACGACCGAAAACAAUCAGGGUUUUCAACGAUAUUACGACAAUAUAGGGGAAUGUAUGAAGAUUGUUGAUGUGUGCACUAUACAAAAUGAAUCUAGUCACCGCGACCAAAUGUUAUCUAUUAUUAUUAAUUAACUUGUAACUUGUAAAUAAUUGUUGUUCUGUUUAAAAUUUAUUUUAAUAAAAAAAUUGGAAAAUCA
Messenger RNA from Plutella xylostella (diamondback moth), 1601 nucleotides. It is a transcript of the gene Scp1, whose product is annotated as Sarcoplasmic calcium-binding protein 1. NCBI's taxonomy places the organism in Eukaryota, Metazoa, Arthropoda, Insecta, Lepidoptera, Plutellidae. The record is from RefSeq and is a predicted model, not a curated record. Gene Ontology annotation, molecular function: calcium ion binding.